AUGCGAAAUGCAACUUCCAUUACAAGCUUUCUUCUUCUGGGUUUUUCUGACACUCAGGAACAAAAUAUUAUGUACUUCACCCUUCUUUUAGUGAUUUAUUUGGCGGUCUUGAUGGCAAAUUUUCUAAUUAUUUCAGCUGUUUUUCUGGACCACCGGCUUCAUACACCCAUGUACUUUUUCUUGGUAAAUUUAUCUAUUGUGGACCUUGGUUCUAUUUCUGUCACUAUCCCCAAAGCCAUGAUUAAUUCUCUCUGGAACACAAGAGAUAUUUCAUAUUCUGGAUGUGUUGCACAAGUGUUUUCUUGUUUUUUUUUCUUGAUAUCUGAUUUGUUCCUCCUCACAUCCAUGGCAUACGAUAGAUAUGUUGCCAUUUGUGACCCACUGCACUAUGAAACAGUGAUGAGCAGGAAAGUCUGCAUUCAGCUGGCAACCAGUGCAUGGCUAGCUGGCCUUGUUUAUUCAGCUUUGCACACUGGCAGCACUUUUGCAAUUACAUUUUGCUCCAAUAUCAUCGGUCAGUUCUUCUGUGAAAUCCCACAACUGCUGAAAAUCUCCUGUGAUGAUAUGUACCUUGUUGAAGUUGGAGUCAUUGUUUUCAGUAUAUUUAUAGUCUUCCCUUGUUUUGGUUUCAUAGUGGCUUCAUAUGUGCAGAUUUUCAAGUCAGUACUAAGAAUCCCCACCACUCAAGGACGCAGUAAGGCCUUCUCAACAUGCCUGCCUCAUCUUAUUGUUGUCUCCUUGUUCAUAAGCACUGGGAGCAUUGCCUAUCUGAAGCCUAUUUCAGGUUCCCCCUCAGAGUUGGAUGUGGUAGUGACUGUAUUAUAUUCUGUAGUACCCCCUUUGAUGAAUCCAAUUAUCUACACUAUGAGAAACCAGGAUAUAAAAGUUGCGCUUUGGAAAAUGUUUCAAUGUGGGACUCCUUUCUGGCAUCAAGGAAGUUCUUCCAUUGUUAAUUUGAUUUAUAGCCUUGUUAGGUCUAGUUUUAAAACAUGUAGUUCACUUUCAUAA
Messenger RNA from Sceloporus undulatus (fence lizard), 1008 nucleotides. Its product is annotated as olfactory receptor 14A16-like. Gene Ontology annotation, cellular component: membrane. The record is from RefSeq and is a predicted model, not a curated record. Lineage: Eukaryota; Metazoa; Chordata; Lepidosauria; Squamata; Phrynosomatidae. Gene Ontology annotation, biological process: G protein-coupled receptor signaling pathway. Gene Ontology annotation, molecular function: olfactory receptor activity; odorant binding; G protein-coupled receptor activity.